This is a messenger RNA of Tricharina praecox, 1481 nucleotides long. RefSeq lists its product as uncharacterized. The record is from RefSeq and is a predicted model, not a curated record. Bases 119 to 1369 code for a protein of 416 amino acids. NCBI's taxonomy places the organism in Eukaryota, Fungi, Ascomycota, Pezizomycetes, Pezizales, Pyronemataceae. The transcript is spliced from 2 exons.
GCGGAUCGGACUUCCUCUCCUCCUCCCCCUCCUCCUCCUCGUCUUCCUCCUACUACUACCUUCUCCACCACUGCGCCCCGCCUGCUCGUCGCGUUUCUCGUUCGAAAGUUCCUUCAACAUGGCAUCAACUCCUACCGGCGCCCCGCCCGUGGAGACCCCACAUGACAACGGUGGUGGUGGAGGCGGUGGACCGACUAGUAGUCCUCUACUGUUCUUCGUUGCAUUGGGUUUUGGUGUUGUUUUUACGAACUUGUGGAUUAUCGUCGGUGUCAAGUACUGCUUUCGGUACAAUGCGAGACAGCGAGCGCGAGCCAACGGCGACGAGGAAGUUGUCGACUUGCAGGCCAUGCCGCGACCGCACCGACGACGUAGAGAGAAGAAACUGAUGACCCUGGACGAGGUCAACGAGCGCUUCCCCACGAUAAAGUACAAGACUUGGCAGGCUCAGAGGGAAGCCGCGGGACUACCUUCAGAGGGUGGAAUCACGACCGCACCCAACAGCAGGGCGGGCAGUAUUCACCAUGUCGAGUCGGCUGUCAGCGAGCAGUCGUCGCCGGGCUGUGGGAACAGUGACGACCGCGACGGUUCGACGCCCAAGGUCGGCACCCUCGCGAUGCCUGCUCCUCCUGCUGCCGCGCAUGUGGUGGACAAGGAAACGGGGGCUUCGACAUCUGUGGCCGAGGCUCAGUUGUUGGGCAUAAUUGAGGACGAGAAGGUGUCCGUGAAGGACAAGAGGAUGUCGGACAUCUCGGAGAUAGAACAGGGCAAGGACAAGGACAACGAGGAAGACGACGACGACGAUCACGAACACCCCGUUCCCGCCGAGCUACUCAAGUCCGCCGGUGACGCCUGCGCGAUCUGUCUAGACACGAUCGAGGACAACGACGACAUCCGCGGCCUCACCUGCGGACACGCGUUCCAUUCGGCGUGCCUGGACCCGUGGCUCACCAACCGUCGCGCCUGUUGCCCGCUCUGCAAGAAGGACUACUACGUGCCAAAACCACGGCCCGAGGGAGAGGCCCAGUCGUCGGACGCACACGGUGGUCCCUCGCGGUCGGAACGUAAUCGCCGACAGCGACAAGCCGCAGCUCCGCCGACUGGCAUGUUUACGGGCGCCCCAUUUCACCGCCGACUCUUCUUCUCUUCGAAUCGGCUCGCGUCGUCGUCUACGGCUGGCCGCAACGAUGGACGGAAUGGGGUAAGAUCUUCGAGAACGUCACCACGGCCGCAGAACCCGCCUCCUCCCCAACCACAACAGGGGAGUAGUCGGUGGAACCAUUUCCAGCGCCCAGCAUUCCUCAACCGCGGAAGAAACGUGGACAGGACCACGGCUCCACCGGAUGUGGAGGCGGGCACCGCGAGGCGUUAGUCAGCAGGGGAAGCAAAACUUUUGGGUGGUCAGGCCAUCGUAUAUUGAGCCGAAAUCGACAGAUAUGUUUCCAUAGCUGUUGCUUUUCGGACGGUCUUUUGUAUUCUUCAUC